AGGCUCGUUUUUCCGGACAAUAUCAUUCGCUGGAGCUCAGGAAGUUUAUUCUUAUUAUUGUCGGGACUGUGAUAUAGAUCGAUUGCAGAAAAUUUUGGCUUUUUCUUUGUACAUUUCCUGACAGUUAUUCCCUUGUGUUGAAAUAUUAAAAGUGGCAGGACUUCUAGGAGCGAUUAAUUUAUUUAGAUCAUACAGCUUUGGAGAACGAAUACAGUUACUUGUUUAUAUGGUUAGUUUAUCAGUGAAAUUUAAAUAUUUUUGAAAUGCAAUAACGUGUUUUAUGUGAUAUAGGAGGCUAAGAGAUACAUACUUCAAAAGAGCUGUACAAAUAAAAUUUCUAAUAUUUAACCGAACUCCAAUGUUUUACUAAAAUCUAUUAUGCGAGUAUAUUCUUCAGAAGUAUAUCAGGCACGUGACAUUUUUAAUGAAAGAUGAGAGUAAAAUUAAUGUCACAGAAUUCACAAAUAGUUGAUACAUAUGUCAGGUCUACGAAAACGUUCAUCUUUCAUUCUCUCGCAUUCGUAUAUUCUCGUUACUCUGUCAUUAGAAAAAUAUCUCAAUAUUACAGCUGGAUGUAAGAAAUAUAUCAUGAAAAACAAGCUGCCACACAAACAACGAAAGUGCCUAUUGGAGCUGCCAAUAUUAAACUGAGUAGAAAUUUGAUUAAAAGGAAAGACUGACCAUUUUGGUAAUACGAUAAGGCGGGAAAGUAGAUGCAUGGCAGCUUCAGGCAAGAGGAUAAUAUAGAUAAGUUUGAACUGAACCAGCAAAUAAUGAUAUUAUCUUCGUUUGUUUUCACUGAUCUGGGGUUGAGAAUAGAUGGAUGUCGCUCCUAAUGAGAAAGAUCAACUGUUACUUUUGUGGCUUAUGAUAUUUGCACAAAAGAUCACUGAGUUGCCCUUUGACAGUCCUCCAGACUUUAUUGAAAGAUUUAAUACUGUGUGAGCAAAAGUGGACUCAUUUUGUGUUUGUUUUGAUAUCUUUAACUUUUAAUUUCAAUAUUAUAUGAUCAAUUUGGAUAUUUUUAUUAUAUUUAAUGUGUUUUCACAAUGGAGGAUCUAACCUGCAGAAUUGAUGGCUUAAAAGUGGAACAGAAGGCCAAAGCAAAAUCAGCCACGCCUCCCAGUGACGAACGUGAAGAUGAGGCAUCGAUCACCCCACCACAUCCGAUCGCCAAACGGUCCCGACGUGGCGCUGUCAGCGCGGAAGUCUAUAAAGAGGAGGAUGCUGCUCAAUACGUGAAAAAGGUUGUUCCAAAAGACUACAAAACAAUGGCUGCCCUGUCGAAGGCCAUCUCGAAGAACGUCCUGUUCUCCCACCUUGAUGACACAGAGAGAAGUGAUAUUUUCGAUGCCAUGUUUCCUGUGCACAGACAUGCGGGAGAAGUCAUUAUUCUGCAAGGUGAUGAGGGUGACAACUUCUAUGUGAUAGACAACGGGGAAGUGGAUGUGUUUGUUAACAAUGACCAUGUGACAACAAUCGGAGAGGGCGGCAGUUUCGGUGAGCUUGCCCUUAUCUACGGGCUUCCUCGGGCUGCAACAGUCAAGGCGAAAGGCGAUGUCAAGCUGUGGGGAAUUGAUAGAGACAGCUAUCGAAGAAUCCUUAUGGGAAGCACAAUUAGAAAGAGGAAGAUGUAUGAAGAAUUCCUGGCUAAAGUUUCAAUACUUGAGAAUCUGGACAAGUGGGAGCGCCUUACAGUGGCAGAUUCCCUGGAGCCCGUACAGUUUGAAGAUGGCCAGGAAAUUGUGAGGCAGGGUGAACCGGGAGAUGACUUCUUCAUCAUCCUUGAGGGCCAGGCAGCUGUGUUACAGAGGCGUUCAGAUAACGAAGAACCAGUGGAAGUGGGCAGACUCGGAACAUCAGACUACUUUGGUGAGAUUGCAUUACUAUUGAACCGUCCAAGAGCUGCCACGGUGAUUUCACGAGGACCUCUCAAAUGUGUCAAGCUGGAUCGCGGCAGAUUUGAACGUGUUCUAGGGCCCUGUUCAGACAUUCUUAAACGAAACAUCUCACAAUACAAUAGUUAUGUGUCUCUGUCAGUGUAAUAGUAAUAGGGGCUUAUCAUUUCAAAUGGACUUUUAGAUAUAUCUUUUCAAACUCCACACCAUGGUUAUUAACCCUUUGCUGUAUAAUAAUCACUGCCGUCACAAUCAAUAUGUGAUGAUCAUCGAAAUCAAGUGACUUUCAGCAUAUUUUAAAAAAUAUUUCAAAUAUACAUUGUUAUAUAACUUAAAUGUAUAAGUUUAAACUGAACAAUACAGCAUUAAGAUAAAAUAAAAAACAUGAAAAGUGGACAGCUGAAAUCCAGCUAUUUUCCUGAAGUUGUGGCAGAGGUUAGCUCUGCUGUCAAGGGAGAUCACUCUGACUGUGUUGGAGAUCGACAGCUAUUAUCUAUUAGUGUUAAGGCAUUGACUUAGAGAGGUUUGAGGGGAGAUAAAUAGGGGCAUGGUUUUGUUUAGAGUUGUGUCUGGUGUUAUGGCAUUUGUUAGAAAUAUUAAACUAGGGUGGGUAAAGAGUUGGAAUAUAUGAAACUUUGGCAUAUAAACGCUGUUGAAUGAAGGGAUAUUUGUUAAAGAUGAGCAUUCUUAUAAAAUAAAACCAAUUUCUUUCCUUUUUUAUAAAUCAAGCUUCUGAAAGAUACAUGUAUGACCAUUAUAUCAUAUAUAAUUAUGAUUUCUUGAAAUAAAUUAUGAUAAACUACUUUAUAACUGGGGCAUAUUCCCGUAUGACUCUAGUGAGCCAUCGACAUGCAAGGGUUUGGUCUCAAAAUGUCACAUGGGGCUGAAGUGGGACGUGUGUCCCCACUGGCAAGAACAUUAUGAAGAAUACAGAAACAAAAGACUGAUUUUUCUGAAUGCCAUCAUUCUGUGAAAUUACAAUGAACUUGAACCAGUAAUAUGUUGCAUGUACCAGUAUAAGAGUACAGUAGUUCUCACACACUUUUUCAAGAAGCCUUCCUAUAUUCCUUAUUUCGAUAUUUAAGCACUUGCCAUUUAUGGAUAACCAAUAUAGAUUUGUACGCCAGGGCGUACUGGAGUAUGCCUAGGUGCGCCCCGGGUAACUACCAAGUUUUAAGGUUGAAAUCUCAGGUUAUGGCUUGGUUAAGACUUGUGUAGUGUACAAUACUUGAUAACAGCUUGAGGUGUUCAUAAAAUGCAUACAUAGCUCAUUAUUGAGCAAUAGAUGUGGCAAUUACUUGGAGUUUCUACCGCCCUAUAUACUAACAGACUUUUUAUAACAAAAUGAUUUAUUGAAUCCAAGUCCUUAUGCACUUGUUUUUCCAUGGUUAAAAUGCGACUUGUGAAUCUCUCCAUUCGUUAUGAGUAAUAAUUUAUAGAGUGAUUUGACAUCAUGUCAUUUUUCAUGAGUGAUGUCGGACAUACGACAUUCAAAAUUAACUGAAAUUAAUAUCAUAAAACACUGAUUCAAAGGUAGUCUUGAUAAAAAAAUUCUGUAUGAAUUAUUAAGAUAUUUCUAGAUGGCAAAUGAUCAUUAUCAUGCUGUUGACAUUAAUCUGCAUAUCUUAGAUAGGGAUAAAAUAGCAAUAACUUACCAAAAUAUGACUUUGUGCAAGACUGUCUAUUAUGCGUAUAUUUAAGCAUAAAUUGUUAUGUAUUGAAAUGUUUAUUGUUACGAAUGCAUCUGAGAAUGUGUUAUUAUAGGUGAUUUUUAUUUCAUUUUCAAAGAUUGCAGCUUUUCAUCACAUUUUUUUUAUUUAUGCAUUUAGAAGUUUUAGAAAUUUCAUUACCAUAUCAUCCAACCAUUGAUCAUGAUGUUUAAAUGUUUUCGCAUUUAUUGUAAUUCUUUAAAAGAAAGUUAAAAAUUCUAAUAAGAAACACACUGCUUUAAGAGCACUGGUUGUGAUGGUGCCAUGUUCUGAUCGAAUAAAAUGAAAUAAAGAAUGAUGGGUGCCAAAAAUCUGCGAAAAUUUAUUAUAUUAUAAUCACAAUGAGUUUUCCAUGAACUUUAUAACUUAUUAACCAUAAAAUACAUGUGUUUAAUAUCAUUUGUUGAGGCAGUAUGUUGGGUAAAUUUGAAGUAUUUAUUACACAAAUGAUGUUUUCAUACCAACAUUAUAAUUGAUUUACACUUACGAUUAUUCCUGAUUUGAUGAACGAUUGUAGUCUAUUACAAUCAAUAAUGAUAUUUAUCCAAUUAUUAUUCAACACUUAAUGAAAGUAUGUAAUGGAUUAUUAGAAAUAUUUCUUAAAAAAAAAAUAAAAAAAUAUGUAAAUCAAAAUAAUGUUUCUAGUCUAAUAAUCCGCAUCAGACUUUUUAUAAUAAUUUCGGUUGCGGUUUCUUGUUACAUUUUUAAACUUUUGAAUAAUAAAAAAUCUUGUUUCCAUGCCUGGUAAAUAAAUUACUAAACCUUCAUAUAACAUCAACAUGAAAACCAAUUCUUAAUUUAUUUACUGAUUAUAAACGGGUAAAUUUGCUUGAAACUAUGUUACACCAGUAAUGUUACUAUGAUGUUUUGCUUGAAAGCGAUAAAGGAAGUUAAACAUGUAUUUUGAAACAUUUCUUAGUUACGUUAGGUCCGAAUUUUAAGGUAGUGAUACAAAAUUUUGAAAACUAAAUCCAAGAUGAUUUUUUGUUCAACAUUUUAAUUGGAAUAAUUAAAUUUCGUUUUAAGGCUAAACAUACUUGUAACCACUCCUUUAGUGAGCCAUGUAUAUGCAAAACCUGUUAUCCAAUUUGGAUUGUUAAACGCUUCUCCAUUGGUCUGAUGAAUCAGAAUGCUUAACCAUUGGUCGGAUGUGAUGUUAAAUGCCUCUCCAUUGGUCGAAUGGAUGUGAUGUUAAAUGGCUCUCCAUUUGUCGAAAGGAAGUUAUGAAUGUGUUAUAAAAUGCAUGAUAUAGAACGUUUGUUGGACUAUUUGACAGUCUAUUUAUUAACCGAAUUGAUUGAGAUUACUAGCAGCUUUUGAAUUAUGUACAUAUUGUAUAAUCCAGAAUCCAUAAAUUGUCCAGGAACUGUACUUUUGUUGUUGAAUAAACAAGAAUAUAUACAUACCGGGUAUUGACAUGAAAAUCAUGUUACAUGCACUGCUAUAGUUUGUGAGAAUCUUUGUGAUUGGAUUAUUAGGACUGAAUCAGUUAUAAGUAUUUGCAUUUUUGUAAAAUAAUGAAAUGAUUAUAUUGCUGUUACAUUUUUAAUUGUUGAAAUGAAGAGUAGAAUUAUUCUGUAAAACACUACAAUGUGCGGUGUAGGUAUCAUGCUGUUUUAAAUAAAAAUGAUAUUAAUGCAUAAUUGCAUAUAAACAAGCCAGAGUAUACAUUGUAUGUUAGCUAGUAUUAGAAAUCUUUUUGAUAGCAAAUAUCACAUACGGUAAGCAGGAAAUAUGACAUCAUUCCUUACUGUUACAUGAUAGGGAAAAGUGAUCAUUCAAAUAUUUUCUAUAUUAUAAAGACCCAUUUCUGCUCGUUGCAGUUCAAUGCUUAAGGAGCUUUAAUAGGCCAGUCAUUGAUGUAUUCUUGUAAGUAUGGUGUACCUUUUGAGCCAAAAAUCAACAUUUUUCAGUACAUCCUUGAUACUUUAAUACCACUAUUUAAUUUAUACUUGCAGCUUUUGGUCUUUCUCCGGGGAAAAAGAGUAUUUGUACUUACCUAGAUGUGUUUGCAGUUACCAUGCCAUUUUAUGUAUAAAAUAGUAUGAAAGUCUACUGUACUGUAGGGUUUCAAUGUUAAAACAACAAAAUAAUAUAAGACUAUACACAAUGAAAAUGUAAACCACUUUUUUACUAUGAAAAUAUAAUCCUUCUUAACGCAAAUAUAAACCAUGUUUAAAUAUGUAGUCCAUUUACAGGUUUUUGGGGGGUUUUUUUGGCUUAAAUGUACUUCAUAAUUUAGUCCUUAGCUUCGCAAAUCUAGACCAGUGACUGCUGAAAAUUGAAUUAGUGAUUUUUAAAUGUGUGUAUCUUCUGUAUUAUUGUAUUGAUAUUUUACAGGCAAUGUAUUGAGUUGCAUAGACGUAUUGUAGGAAUUAUGUUAAAAUCUGUGAAUGGAAUGUGUAAAAACCUGUAAAACAGUUACAUGAUAUGGUUUGAAUAAACAGAUAAAUGUA
Molecule: messenger RNA, 6063 nt
Organism: Mya arenaria
Lineage: Eukaryota; Metazoa; Mollusca; Bivalvia; Myida; Myidae
Product: cAMP-dependent protein kinase regulatory subunit-like
Exons: 11
Coding region: 1050-2045 (331 amino acids)
Biological process (GO): regulation of protein phosphorylation
Cellular component (GO): cAMP-dependent protein kinase complex
Molecular function (GO): cAMP-dependent protein kinase regulator activity
Source: RefSeq, a predicted model, not a curated record